ACUCCAAGAAGCCCUAACCUUCGAAACUCCUUUAGCAAAUACUAGCUAGCUUCAUUGAUAAUGGCUCUUGUUGUUCCCCACUCGUUGCCUAUCUACGCUCUUGUGACAUUGGUUAUAGUUCUUCUAAACCUAAACCCUAGUUCUUGCUUCAACCCCAAACUCUUCAAUGUCUCGAGGCUUCAGUCUGACUCGGACUGGGCUGCGGCAGUUGCGACAUGGUAUGGAGACCCCGAGGGUGGUGGCACUGAUGGAGGUGCGUGCGCUUAUGCAAAUGCUGUAGAUCAGCCUCCGUUUUCUAAAUUAGUUUCUGCCGGUGGAGCGUCAUUGUUCAAAUCAGGCAAAGGAUGUGGAGCUUGUUAUGAGGUCAAGUGCACCGGUAAUGCUGCGUGCUCCGGUAAUCCUGUGACUGUUGUUAUAACCGAUAACUGCCCCGGAGGUCCGUGUGCUUCGGAUGCUGUUCAUUUUGAUUUGAGUGGCCAUGCUUUUGGAGCCAUGGCCGAAUCUGGUGAAGAAUCUGAACUACGGAAUGCUGGAGUCCUUCAGGUUCAACAUAGAAGAGUGCUGUGCGUUUAUGGUGGUGUGGACGUAGCCUUCAGAGUGGACACGGGUUCAAACCCUUACUACUUUGCUGUUGUAGUAGAAUAUGAAGCUGGACCUGGUGCCCUAUCCGCACUUGAGCUCAAACAAGGUAACUCAGACUGGCUUCCCAUGCAGGAAUCUUGGGGUGCAGAUUGGAAGUUUAACUCCGGCUCACAGUUGCAGGGACCGUUAUCUAUAAGACUAAUUGCAGACUCCGGCCAAACCCUGGUUGCGAAUGAUGUGAUUCCGGUUGGCUGGCAACCCGGUCAAACUUAUCGCUCGGUUGUCAACUUUUAGAUCCUUAUUGAACUGUAUCUGUAAUUGGUAUAGUACUGAAUAACCACUCUAGGCAACAUGCCAACAUUCAUGAACCAUAUCAUGUAAUAUGAUCUCUCUCUAUUUUACAGUAAGAUGCCAACAGUGGAAAAUUUGUUAUCUUGCC
Messenger RNA from Fragaria vesca subsp. vesca, 1021 nucleotides. RefSeq names its product putative expansin-B2-like. The transcript is spliced from 4 exons. Gene Ontology annotation, cellular component: extracellular region. The coding region runs from base 61 to 876 and encodes 271 amino acids. Gene Ontology annotation, biological process: sexual reproduction. Lineage: Eukaryota; Viridiplantae; Streptophyta; Magnoliopsida; Rosales; Rosaceae. The record is from RefSeq and is a predicted model, not a curated record.